UCAAAGAAUCUGUGAAAAUUAUUCGAAAAUUUUUAAUCCUAUUAAUUUAUAAAUCCGAUCACUUUAUUUAUUGUUCCACAUGUUCAUUAUUCGUCUAAAAGUACCAAACGAAAUAUUAAGAAUCAUCCACAUAUUACUAUAAAACCAAAGUAUUCAGUUGUUCUGACUACAAUCAAUAAUCAAAGCAACAUGUGAUUUCUAUCACAUGUUAUCGAUCAUGAAGAAAAAGUUUCAUUCAGUCUUGCGCUUGCGUUGAAUCAUUCUUUUCAAAGUUGUUCUCUAACAUAUUGACGACUUCAGUUAGUGUUAUACAUCGCAAGUGUCAACAUGCGAUCUACAAGUAAUAUCGACGAUCUUCCACUGAAUGAUCGUUAUGAAAGCGAUAUACAUUAUACAUUUCAAUUCUGCCAUUGGAUUUUAAAACCAUUAGGCAUCCAUUAUUUUAUCUAUAACCAAGCGAACAAAUUCGAAAGAAUUUUAUCCGUGAUCCUAAUCCUGAUCUGCUUUUUCAUAAUACAAUUCGUCAUUGUACCGUUCGGUUACUAUAUUCUAUUUUAUGAGAAGGAUAUGAAUACAAAGAUCAAAUUUUUAGGACCGUUGACAUUUUGUUUAAGUGCGCUAUUCAAGUAUAGUUAUCUUGGCAUAAAGAGUUCAGAACUUGGUCAUUGCAUAAAACAUGUGGAAAAAGAUUGGAAAAUGUUGCAAAAUAAGGAUCAUCGUGUCAUCAUGUCACGAUAUGCAAUCAUGGGCAGAAAUCUAAUCACAUUAUGCGCAGCUUUCAUGUACACUGGUGGUUUGUCUUAUCACACCAUUAUGCCAUUGUUUUCGAAAAGAAAAGUUGAGAAUUUUACAAUUAGACCACUUACCUAUCCUGGUUAUGAGGCAUUUCUCAACAUUCAAAAAAGUCCCACGUAUGAAAUUAUAUAUUGUAUGCAUUGUAUUUAUGUUAUCGUCGUAGGUAACAUCACAAUGGCCGCAUAUAGUUUAACGGCAAUCUUCAUCACUCAUGCCUGCGGACAGAUUAAGAUACAAACGUUACGAUUGGAGAACUUAAAGAACGAAAAGAAAGUGCUAGAAACAGGUAUCGAGAGUCAUCUGGCGGUUGUUGUCAGGAAUCAUGUGCAAAUUUUAAGAUUUGCGAAAAACGUUGAAACGACAUUACGUGAAUUAUUUUUAGUAGAAGUGAUAGUGUCGACGUUAUUAAUGUGUUUGCUUGAAUAUUACUGUAUGGUGGAAUGGGAAAUCAGCGAUUCGGCUGCAAUAUUAACAUAUGUCGUUCUCUUAUUUUCUUUCACUUUCAACAUAUUAAUAUUUUGUUACGUAGGAGAACUUCUUCUUGGGCAGAUUAUUUAGUCAUUGGCAUAAUAGACAUGAAUGUGGUAGCAGGGUAGUGAAAUCGCGACCGCUUUGUAUGAAAUAGAAUGGUACAACUUACCUGGAAGAAAAGCUCGUGAUAUUAUUUUAUUGCUCGUUAUAUCGAAAUAUCCGCCCAAACUUACAGCUGGCAAAAUAUUUAUUCUAUCAAUGAAUACUUUUGGCGUUGUAAGUGAUCCAAAAUUUAAUCUGUAAAUAUCUAUUUAUAGAUUAUUUAUUAAAUUUGUAAAAUAUUUAUUUAUUAGAUUUGUAAAAUCUUGAACGAAUAACAACAUCUUUUAUUCAUAGGUCUUAAAAUCAUCGUUAGUUUAUUUGAACAUGUUGCGAACGAUCACUGAACUGUGAUUAACAUUCUCAAAAUAUGUUAAAAAUGAAAUAUUGUAUCUUGAUAUAAUUCAAUAUUCUGGAUCUAAUCUGAAAAUUGUUGAAACAAUUAUAAUUAUUUUAAUAUUAUUAAAUAUAAUAAAAUUAAUAUUAUAAAAUAAUAUUAUAAAUCUAUUAACAUAAAUACCGAUCUUAAGCAGAG
Molecule: messenger RNA, 1900 nt
Organism: Apis cerana (Asiatic honeybee)
Lineage: Eukaryota; Metazoa; Arthropoda; Insecta; Hymenoptera; Apidae
Gene: Or51
Product: odorant receptor 51
Biological process (GO): sensory perception of smell; detection of chemical stimulus involved in sensory perception of smell
Cellular component (GO): plasma membrane
Molecular function (GO): olfactory receptor activity; odorant binding
Source: RefSeq, a predicted model, not a curated record